AUGUCGCCCGUAACAUCAAGGCUCAUAGAAGAAGACGACGCACUCGCCGUACUUACUCUCCGUAACCUAAUCUUCGACAUAUGCAACCAGAAUGGCGGUGGGCACGGAGGCUCUGCCAUUGGCAUGGCAGCUAUCGGCGUCGCAUUGUGGAAGUACAUCAUGAGGUACAACCCGUCGAAUCCGCAGUGGUUUGAUAGGGAUAGGAUGACUGUAGGGCACUGCGCAAUGUUCCUCUAUGCCCUCAACCACCUAACUGGGUACGACGCCUGGACAAUGGCGGAGCUGAAAGGGUAUGGGGACGCAAAGCUGAACGGGUAUGAGACGCUUGCGCAUGGACAUCCUGAAAUUGAGUGUCCUGGUGUCGAGGUUACGACAGGGCCGUUAGGUCAGGGGAUUGCGAAUGCAGUUGGGUUGGCGAUCGCGGCCAAGAACCUGGGGUGGACGUUCAAUGAGCCGGGGUUUGAGGUUGUGCGGUCGAGGGUCUGGUGUAUGACCGGGGAUGGAUGUUUGAUGGAAGGGGUCGCGUUGGAGGCGAUCUCUCUAGCCGGGCACCUGAAACUGGACAACCUAACUCUGAUAUACGAUAACAACGGUGUGACUUGCGACGGUCCGCUAGCCUGGAUCAACACCGAGGAUGUGAAUCCUAAGAUGCGUGCUUCUGGAUGGCAUGUGCUCGACGUACUUGAUGGAUCCCACAAUGUUCAAAGUAUACGGGAAGCCUUGCAGCACGCAAAGAAUCUUCAAGGAAAGCCAGUAUUCAUCAACAUCCGCACAGUGAUUGGAGUCGGGACAAGCACAGCAGGCACAGCAAUGGCCCAUCACGGUGCCUUCGAUACGGAAAGUGUCGCAGCAUCUAAGAUCCGCGCUGGCCAGGAUCCCUCUAGCACGCACUCCCCGUCCGAACGAGGCCUGGCCUUCUUUCGAGAGAGGAAAGCAGCCGGUGAGACCCUGGAGGAGGAAUGGAAUGACCUAAUCUCGCAAUACGCAAAGAAGCAUCCAGUCAAGGCUGCGAAAUUUGCCGCUCGUCGCUCGGGGAAUCUAGACACAGAUUCGAUCACAAAAAUUCUCAUGAGGCUAGACAGUACAGUGUUCGAGGGCACAGCAACUCGAGAAUCCAAUGGACUCAUCCUGCAGAAGCUCUGGGCGGAAUGUCCCGCUCUCUGUGGCGGAGGGGCUGAUCUCGUCACCUCGAAUAAAUUCCUCUACUCGGAGACCGACAUCUUCUUUCCAAACACUGGAGCUGGAUGUAAGGGUCGAUAUAUCCGCUAUGGGAUCCGCGAGCACGCAAUGGCGGCGAUAUCGAAUGGGCUGGCAGCAUAUCACCCGCGCACGUUCCUCCCUGUCACGGCGACGUUCUUGAUGUUCUACCUAUACGCCGCUCCCGGCGUCCGCAUGGGCGCGCUCAGCCAUCUCCCUACCAUCCAUAUCGCCACCCAUGACUCCUUCGCCGAAGGUCAGAAUGGCCCAACGCAUCAGCCCGUCGAACUGGAUAGCCUGUUCCGAGCAAUGCCAAACUUGACAUACAUCCGGCCCUGCGACGCCGAAGAGACGCUCGGCGCGUGGAUCUAUGCCCUGACUAGCGCGAACGCAAAGACCAGCCCGACUAUGAUAUCCGUCGCGCGGGACCCUGUUUCCCACGUUCCAAAUACAGAUCGACUACAGGUCCUGCGUGGGGCGUAUGUGAUUGACGAAGUCAUGGAUGCCGAUAUCACGCUUGCUAGCUGUGGGAGUAGUUUGUGCCAUGUCGUUGACGCUGCUCGGAUCCUGCGCGGAGACGGUGUCAAAUGUCGAAUUGUGAGUUGUCCGAGUUUCGAUCUUCUCGAUCGUCAGGAGAGGGAGUAUCAAGAGGGUGUAUUUAGGCUCGAUGGGAAGCCUAUUGUUAGUGUGGAGGAGUAUGUGGCGACGACAUGGGCGCGGUAUGUGACGGCGAGUAUUGGGAUGAGUGGUUUCGGGUACUCGGCAUCUAAUAAGAGUAAUUAUGCGCGGUUUGAAUUAGAUGCGGAGGGUAUUGUAAGGAGAGUGAAGGGGUAUUUGGCUUUCUUAAAUGGGAGGGAUGCGAGGGGAGUUGGUUGGCAGUCUCUGUAG
Messenger RNA from Aspergillus fischeri NRRL 181, 2085 nucleotides. RefSeq names its product transketolase. The record is from RefSeq and is a predicted model, not a curated record. The coding region runs from base 1 to 2085 and encodes 694 amino acids. Gene Ontology annotation, molecular function: transketolase activity. Gene Ontology annotation, cellular component: cytosol. The transcript is spliced from 5 exons. Lineage: Eukaryota; Fungi; Ascomycota; Eurotiomycetes; Eurotiales; Aspergillaceae. Gene Ontology annotation, biological process: pentose-phosphate shunt.